Messenger RNA from Penicillium canariense, 264 nucleotides. RefSeq lists its product as uncharacterized. Lineage: Eukaryota; Fungi; Ascomycota; Eurotiomycetes; Eurotiales; Aspergillaceae. The transcript has 2 exons. The record is from RefSeq and is a predicted model, not a curated record. Bases 1 to 264 code for a protein of 87 amino acids.
AUGGAAGGCUUUAUUGCCCAGGGAGCCCCUCGGUCCCAACCUUCGGAGGAGCGUCAAAUGAAGCCUAUAAACCGAUCGUCGACCGUGAAAACCACUAGCAACCUUCAUCACAAUGGAUUUGACGACAGAUUCCUAUCUAGGGUUCGGUCAUUUUUCAGCCGUGAUGCUCACAUCGGAGAUGUCGGCCGCGACCCUCUACGCGAUAAGGAACACGUCGAGAUUCAUACGUGGGAUGGCCCCGAUGACCUCGCCAACCCCGUGUAA